ACAUUGAACAAACACUGAAGUAGCCGGGAGCAGACACUGACAGGGGUAGUAUCUCCACAGCCCACAAGGGCGUGCAGGGCCGGCCGGCGUCGCCACCGCCCCGGAUCUCCCGCCCCGGCCGAGGAGCUUUCCCUCUUUUUUCCCAUUCCCCUUUUUUUUUGUCUUCCAAAAGAAGUGAGGAAACCAUUUCCGAGCUUUUUUACUUUUAAAGCCAUCUUUCUCCUUCGAGGUCUGCGUCCCCGGGCCAUGUAGUCUGCACAGGACGCGGGAAUCUUGAGCAAUUGCAGCGGCGCUGUUGUUUACGGAACUCUGGGCGGGGGCUGAGCCCGCGGUCUUGCCCCCCGCCCAACGCCCAGGCCAUGCCACCCCAUCCGCGCGCGGAGCCGCGGCCGCCGGGCCUCUGGGGCUGAGCCGGGAGCCGAGAGCCGCGGGAGGAGGAGGCGCCGGCGGCGGAGCCGGAACAGGAGCGGCGGCGGCCGGCAGCGCAGCGGACCCAGUACUAUGGCUAUGUACUGCUAUGCACUCAACAGCCUGGUGAUCAUGAAUAGCGCCAACCAGGUGAAGAGCGGCGGCGGCCCUCGGCCCAGCAGCAGCGAGACGCCCCCGCCGCCGAGGAGGGCCGUGUUGAGCCCCGGCAGCGUUUUCAGCCCCGGGAGUGGCUCCUCUUUCCUCUUCCCCGCAGCCGAGUCGUUGUCGCCGGAGGAGCCCGGGAGCCCCCCGGGCUGGCGGAGUGGCCGGCGCAGGCUGAAUAGUAGCAGCGGCAGCGGCAGCGGCAGCAGCGUGGGCAGCCCGAGUUGGGCGGCUCGCCUAAGAGGCAACCGGCAGCAGGUGGUGACCACCGGUACCCUCUCCCCUCCGGGGCCGGAGGAGGCCAAAAGGAAGCUUCGAAUCCUACAGCGCGAGCUACAGAACGUGCAGGUGAACCAGAAAGUGGGCAUGUUCGAGGCGCACAUCCAGGCGCAGAGCUCCGCCACUCAAGCGCCCCGCAGCCCGCGUUUGGGCAGGGCUCGAUCGCCCUCCCCGUGCCCCUUCCGCAGCAUCAGUCAGCCCCCAGGAAGGGUCCUGGCUCAGACUGAGGAGCGGAGGACAAAGUCCUGGGGGGAACAAUGUCCGGAGACUUCGGAGGCCGAGUCCGGGAGAAGAGGAGGGACGCCCAGCCAACGCCUCUCGAAGGACAAGGAGGGAGUAGCACCUUUCCCCGGCCCUGCUGCCCCGGCAGGAUCAGCGGCUCAGGGUCCAGGCGCUUCGGUGAAAAUGAGGAAGCCGGUCCCGGCCGGACCCCGCUGUGGCUCACCCAUUGCUAUGGAAGUUGACAAGAGGGUUUCUCCUCUUUUGGGAACUCAGAAUUACCAAGCUCCCUCGUUGGGGCUGGUCGGAGUGACUUUAACGAUGGCCACAGAAGUGGCAGCGAGAGCCACAUCCACUGGGCCACACCAUCCACAGGACCCUGCCCUCACUGAGCUGUCUGAGACGGCCCGCGAGCUUGGGGGUGUGUACCCCCGGGAGGCUCUGGCCAAGAGUCAGGGGCAGUCUUUGGGCAGUGAGACAAGUCCGGCCCCAGAGAGGGGCGGGCCCCGCAGUGGAGAGCCCCCUGGGAAGGUGGGGAGAGAAAAUCUGCCCGGUGGCGUGCCCGGCCCCGGGGCGCCUGAAGCGGACAAAAAGCCAGAGGAGAGGACUGUGAACGCGCAAAGUCCGGCGGAGUCCUCUGAGGCCCCGAGCUGGUUCAGGCAGCCCGGAGACCGGGGCUCUGUAGGCUCCGAGGGGACCCUGAGUGGGGCCCUAGUGGCCAGGGAGGCACGGCCGCGCUCCAACAGAGUGGAUGAAGGGUCUCCGACGCUGGGCUUGCUUGGGGGCUGCAGCUCAGCACAGCCAGGCCCCGGGGAGGUGGAGGCGGGGAUUCCCUCUGGCGGAAUGCUGGAGCCUUUGCCCUGUUGGGAAGCAAAAGAUCUGAAAGAACCUCAGUGCCUUCCUGGGGACCGGGUGGGUGUGCAGCCUGGGAGCUCCAGGGUUUGGCUGGGCACCAUGGAAGAAGCGGGUCUGGCCUGGACGUGUGGCACAGGGGUGCAACCCGAGGGGACUCGGGGAAGCCAGCCGCAGGGCAGAGAUGCCCACCCCAGCCCAGAGCAGCUCUCCCCAGAUCAGAAGGACAAGCCUUCCCGGGGAGAGGCCUGCAGCCGAAGCAAUAUCCCUGCCGUCAUCAUUACAGACAUGGGUGCCCAGGAGGAUGGUGCCUUGGAGGAGGCGCAGGGAAGCCCUCGGGGCGGCCUGCCGCUGAGGAAACUGUCCUCUUCCUCUGCGUCUUCCACUGGCUUCUCCUCCUCCUAUGAGGACUCGGAGGAGGACAUCUCCAGUGACCCCGAGCGCUGCCUGGACCCCAACUCCGCCUUCCUGCAUACCCUGGACCAGCAGAAGCCCAGAGUGAGCAAAUCAUGGAGGAAAAUAAAAAACAUGGUGCACUGGUCUCCCUUUGUCAUGUCCUUCAAGAAGAAGUACCCCUGGAUCCAGCUGGCAGGACACGCAGGGAGCUUCAAGGCGGCUGCCAAUGGCAGGAUUCUGAAGAAGCACUGUGAGUCGGAGCAGCGCUGCCUGGACCGGCUGAUGGCCGACGUGCUGAAACCCUACGUGCCUGCCUACCACGGGGACGUGGUGAAGGACGGGGAGCGCUACAACCAGAUGGACGACCUGCUGGCCGACUUUGACUCGCCGUGCGUGAUGGACUGCAAGAUGGGCGUCAGGACCUACCUGGAGGAGGAGCUCACCAAGGCCCGGAAGAAGCCCAGCCUCCGGAAGGACAUGUACCAGAAGAUGAUUGAGGUGGACCCAGAGGCCCCUACCGAGGAGGAGAAAGCCCAGCGGGCUGUGACCAAGCCGCGGUACAUGCAGUGGAGGGAGACCAUCAGCUCCACGGCCACGCUCGGGUUCAGGAUCGAGGGCAUCAAGAAAGAAGACGGCUCCGUGAACCGGGACUUCAAGAAAACCAAAACGAGGGAGCAGGUGAUCGAGGCCUUCAGAGAAUUCACUAAAGGAAACCGGAACAUCCUGAUCGCCUACCGGGACCGGCUGAAGGACAUUCGGGCCACCCUGGAAGUCUCUCCCUUCUUCAAGUGCCAUGAGGUCAUCGGCAGCUCCCUCCUCUUCAUCCACGACAAGAAGGAACAGGCCAAGGUGUGGAUGAUCGACUUUGGGAAAACCACGCCCCUGCCCGAGGGCCAGACCCUGCAGCACGACAUCCCGUGGCAGGAAGGGAACCGGGAGGACGGCUACCUGUCGGGUCUGAACAACCUCAUAGACAUCCUGACGGAAAUGUGCCCGGGCGCCCCCCUCUCCUGAGGCCACCCUCUGCCCCACCUCGUCGCCACCCUGGCCUCUCCUCCCCCUUGCUUCCCUUCUCCUUCUGAAUUUUUCCUUCACUUCCACCUGGGUGCAAGCCCUAGAACUGACCCUCCCGAACGGCACUACAAGACACUUUGUAGACGAGAUGAGAUGAGAUUUUCUAGUUACUGCCUGAUUGAAGGGUUUGGAGCAGGGGCUUCCAUUUUGCUUUCUCAAUAGGAUCUCCUACUAGCAGAGAAAUGCCCAAACCCAGGCUUGGCCGCCUGCAGGGAGGUCAGUAGGGUUUAGAUCUGAGGGAGGUUCAGGUAGCCAUGGGGUUCCUGGCUCCAGAGGGGACCCUAACAGAAGAACCCCCCACCCCAAGCCUCUGGGCAGGUUACCUGUGAGGGCCUGCUGCCCCCUGGUGGCCAGUGCCAUUGGCACCACUGUUCGGCACAGCCUGUUCCUGCCCCAUCCUCUCAGCCUGGGGAUGGGCUGGUGCUGUAAAAAUAGGUGCCUGGUGCCAGGCUUUCUGGUAUUUGGGGCACAAAACCACUGGGAACAGAAUGUUGGCCAUGAAUAAAGUACCCUCUGCUUAGCAGCCUAGGGACUCCGAGAGAUGCCGUGGUGGCCUUUGUAGGGCUGCUAAAGCAGAGACCCCACCCAUCCGGUAUUGAAACCCUCCGGCACUGGGACAGACCCAGGAGCCAGAAGUCCAGAUCCAACUUGACUGUGCUCUCUGACAUUGGCCUUCCGAGGAGUGGGCAGGUAGGAGCUGUGUUCUCCCUCUCUGAUUUUCGCCCGUGAAUUCAGAGGGACAUUCUGCAAACCUGAGCUUCCAGGGAUGCCACCCAACCCCCAGAGCCACUCGUACCCCCCACUCCCCACCUUGCUGUGACAGGGUCCUCAGGGCUGGAUGGCAGUGGGCCAGGGCCCAGGCAGCCCCAGGGGAAAAGAGACAGAACCUGCCAAGGACAUUCCUCUCCUGUCCCCUCGCCUCCCAACUUCCUGGUGCCAGGUGGUCCCCCUGCUGCACACCCAGGAUGCUCAUGAGGCCCAAGGUCCCCAGCAGUUACGGGGCAGAGCUGCAGGCCAGUGCUACGCAGGGAGGAGGCAGGAGGCUGGCUUACCGCCAUCAUUCCCCCACCCCGGCCCCGAAAUAAGUCUUAACAGCCUGAAGGGCUUAGACCCGCUUCCCAGAUACGGCGUGAGCAGCUUCCAGAGUAUGUGGAGGGUGCCAGGCAUCUCUUCCUGGGGUCUCUAGGUUGCUUGAAGAUUCACAAGGAACCAACUGUAAGCCUUAUUUUAAUUGUAAAGCAAGUAGGUCUAUAUUAUUGAGAAGAAUGUAAAUUUGCGUGAGUUGUAAAGAACAAUAAGUCCAGCUCUUUGGCCAUUUGGAGCUGGGCCCCAGGUGUUCACCUUUGCUGUCAGAGGUUGGACCCGUUGCUCUGCAGGGAGCUGCUCCAGGGACACUUGGAGAUGAUGUGUCCCCAGGGGUGUGUGCCUGGAGGACCAAUCCAGAGGGAAGCCUUCCUGGGCUGCCCCCUGUCACCGCAGGGUCUCUGGGGGAACUGUCAACUUGCCCACGUGACACGUUCGUUUCCCCUUUCAUGCUGGGUGAGUGACGGUUGGUGGGGGCAGAGGGUGGGACACAUGAGGAUGCAUAAGCACAGAGUUUAAAAAUGGAAAUCACUUUUGAACUUCCUGGCUCUUGUUCAAAACAGCAGUGAGCUCCUGUGUGGGCUGCCUUGCUAAAGGUCACACCCCCUCCCGGCUGAGCACGAGAGACCUUGUGACACCACAUGACCCUAGAAGGCAGAAGCACCAAAGUCAGCCCGGGGUCUUGGGAGCUGUAGUCAGCUGGGUCAGAAGGGACCCCGGGGGUCUGGGCUGCUCCUGUCUGUGGGGAAGGGACAUCAUUAAUUCAGAUGUAAAAGUUCUACAACUAUGGGCUGGCCAAGUUAUCCUCAUUCUAUCUAUGAAAAAAGUUUGCUAAAGCAAAUUAAUGCUAUGAACAAAAAUUACAGGGGACCAGCUUAACCAAUUUAAGAGAACAAACUUUCCAAGCACUUUAAGCAGGCACCAGUUGUUUGCAAACAAUGUGCUAAUAUGCAAGUGACUUGUUCAUUAAAGGAGGCCCAUCGGGCCUCUUACUGGUGAUCCUUUGCUUUGAGUUACAGUAUAUAUGUGAAUGGUAGAAAGUGGCAUCUUUCUAGGGUUAUGCUAUUAGGGGUUUGGGGGUUUUGUAUUUCCCAUGCUAGUUCUCCUGCACACCUACUCUCUCUCUCAACCCAUUCUCCCCUCUGUCCCCCACUCCCUUAACCGAGCGGGAUAGAUGGAUCCUGGAAUGUGAUUUCCCAGAACCCCUGCCUAGGCGGUCUGAAAACCUUCCCCAGCCAGCCUGGUCCAGGCAGGGACUCCUUGGGUCUCGGCCGUGCAGGUGCCAGGAGGGUGGGACGAGGUGUGCACACCUGCGCACAGGUGAGUGGGCGCCCUUUCUGCCCUGUCCCCAUGGGGCCCUGGGGCUCUUGGGGUUCAGCACUGCUCAGCAGUGGAGGGAGGUAUCUCAACUGCUUGUCCCAGAUGUGCCUUUAGUGUCAUGUAAGAAGUUUUUAAGUUAUAUUUAUUUUGUUGGGUUUUUUUAAUUGCACAAAACACUAAGUCUGAGAGGCUGGAUUCUGUUUCUCCUUUAAAGCUUUGCCUUCCUUCUGAAUUUCCUUUCCCACCCAAUGGAAAGAGCCGGAUGCAGCCCUGGCCAUCCUCCCACCCUACCCCGCCACCCUCCGCCAUGGACUCUUUCCACGCUUCGCUGUAUUUAGCUUUGAGUUUCUCUGCGUCUGGUCAACUCCCGUGUGUAUAUAACCCAGGCCGUUGCUUGGGAAGAAGCAGGGUGCUCACCCCCUGCCAGUGCCUUUUUCUGGAGGAGAGAACUCCCCUGAACGUCCUCCUUCCUUCUGCACCCCUCUCCCCGCCACACCUUUGGAGAAAACUGAGCUGUUACAAACCCCCGCACAGUGCCUGUCAAACAGACUGCAGAUGCUCUGUACCUUCCUGAAUAAAGGCCCUGGAGAUCA
This is a messenger RNA of Balaenoptera ricei (Rice's whale), 6386 nucleotides long. It is a transcript of the gene ITPKB, whose product is annotated as inositol-trisphosphate 3-kinase B. The coding region runs from base 502 to 3330 and encodes 942 amino acids. Gene Ontology annotation, cellular component: nucleus; cytoplasm. Lineage: Eukaryota; Metazoa; Chordata; Mammalia; Artiodactyla; Balaenopteridae. The transcript is spliced from 8 exons. The record is from RefSeq and is a predicted model, not a curated record. Gene Ontology annotation, molecular function: inositol tetrakisphosphate kinase activity; inositol-1,4,5-trisphosphate 3-kinase activity. Gene Ontology annotation, biological process: inositol phosphate biosynthetic process.